CAUACCUUGGUCGUACGGUACUGUAGGCAGCGCUUGCCAAUGGCAAUGGCAUUGGGGCGCAUUGCAUCACUGCCAUCUUCUGUGCCUGAUCAGGGAGGCGACUGCAGGCUCUGAGUAUGCGAGAGUCUUGUUGCAGAUUGCCCUGCAUGAUAGACGCGUAUGAAGAGGUUGUGGAGAAGAUUGAAGGGAGGUGAUGGCAGCAAGAAUGGCGACCGCGCCCCAGUGCGUGCUGCCCUUGCCGAAGCACCUGGGGGACGUCAGAGGCAGCAAGAGACAAGGGAACCGGAGCAGCAGCGCGUUGUUGCUCCAGAGGCUCUUGCUGUUUGCAGUGGUGCCCCCCAAGCAGAGGUGACCGCACAGUCCCCUUUGACACCAUGCGACACCUCCGGCCUGGCAGCGGCGCCAGGCGGUGAACCCGACAUCUGUGGUUUGAGGGAGAGUUCUGGCCGACCAGGAGCCCCAGCUGAAAAACCACCACCCACACCUGAGCGCACUUCCCCAGACGUUCAGACCAAUGCAAGCCUGGCAGUGCGGUUGCAAGCUCCCCCUCAGUCUCCCGGCAGCUCACCCAAGGCUCCCAGCCAGGCGGGAGACCCUGAGCAAGGAGCGGCACCUGGCGUGCGGGGGGCGAGUGUCCUGCUUCAGGAGGGGGGCGCUGGGCCGUGGGGUGUCUCUGUGCCGCGCACGUCCCGAUGGCAGGUGGAUGUUUCCAGGCUGUCAGGGGCGCGGCGGGCCUUGCGGGAGGCUCCCUCUGGCAGCGCUGACUCCACGCAGUCCUUGUCAGACGCAAUGCCGUGCUCGCCGCGCGAGGCUUCCUCGGAAGUAACGUCGCCCUCGUUGGAAGACCGAGAGCAGCCUGUCUGCUUGCCUGGCCUCCCUGCCUGCCCCGCUCAUCCCUCCGCCUGCAACGGAAGCCUCUGUGACACUGCCGUGGCGGCGCUUGAGAGUGGGCCUGCUGACCAGUCCCUGGAGGCGCUCCUGCAGGCUGCAGUGCGGACGCGGGAGGAGAGUGCUUCGCGCGCUGCGGCGGCACUGGCGGCGGCUGCGCACCUGGACAACGUGCUCCAUGCGGCGCGCGUGUACACCAGCAUGCAGGAUCUCAGCGCGGGAGGGCCUCCGCAAGCCGCCCUGCAGGCGCUGCUCACGCUGCGCGAGGAGGGCCACGGCUGGGGGAACGGGAUCGUGCAGGCCCCGCUGACGGAAGUGCGUUGGGUGACGGUCUGCUUCGAGUUUCCGUUGCAAAAUUCGGAGGACGUGGUCGAGCUCCUACGAGCUUCCGCCAGCUGAGUGCUGGUGACAAAGCACCAAUCGCGUACGACGAUGUUGCUGCAACGCUCUCUCCUCUGCUUCUCCCUGACCUGGAAGCAGCAGCUGCACGGAGAACCGCUGAUGCAGUCCCCCCCCAUCCGUGCAGGCCGCCAGCUGGGCGCGCAC
Molecule: messenger RNA, 1434 nt
Organism: Klebsormidium nitens
Lineage: Eukaryota; Viridiplantae; Streptophyta; Klebsormidiophyceae; Klebsormidiales; Klebsormidiaceae
Source: the annotation of a GenBank genome assembly